Molecule: messenger RNA, 498 nt
Organism: Erythranthe guttata (spotted monkey flower)
Lineage: Eukaryota; Viridiplantae; Streptophyta; Magnoliopsida; Lamiales; Phrymaceae
Source: RefSeq, a predicted model, not a curated record
AUGAGUCAAAAUAGUGGUUCUAGCUACAAUUCAAGAUCUGCUAGAAAUGAAGUGUUUUAUUGUAAAUGUGGAGAUGAGAUGCCAUUGUUGACCUCAUGGACUCCUAGUAAUCCAGGAAGAAGAUUUCGUGCCUGUCCAAACUAUGAGAGAGUUAAAAACUGUGAUGUGUUCAAAUGGCAUGAUCCUGAGAUGUGUGCUAGAUCAAAGAAUAUUAUCCCUGGAUUGAUAAGAAGAAUAGACCGUUUGAAUGAUGAAUUGGCUAGCUAUAAGGAAAAAAGAGAUAUAAGGGCAAAUGACGAAGAUAUGAUGGCAAAUGAAGAAGCUAUGAUGGCAAAGCAAGAAGAUAUGAUGGCAAAGGAAAAGAAGUCCUAUGAAAGAAAAAUAAAGAAAAUGGAGAAUUUAAUUGUGAUGUAUAACAAUAGAAUGAAGAUCUUGAAAGUUCUUUUGAUUGUCUUAGGUUGUUUAAUUGUCAUUGUAAUGAUGAAAAUUAGUGGUUAG